Liolophura sinensis is the source of this 2090-nucleotide messenger RNA. Its product is annotated as interleukin-18 receptor accessory protein-like. Gene Ontology annotation, biological process: signal transduction. The record is from RefSeq and is a predicted model, not a curated record. Gene Ontology annotation, cellular component: plasma membrane. Gene Ontology annotation, molecular function: signaling receptor activity. Bases 328 to 1845 code for a protein of 505 amino acids. NCBI's taxonomy places the organism in Eukaryota, Metazoa, Mollusca, Polyplacophora, Chitonida, Chitonidae. The transcript has 10 exons.
UUUACAGUGCGGUUGGCGACGCCAUUAGAGGACACGACUGUGUUGCGGUUGACACCACUAGUGGACGGAACUGGAGUCCGAGCUGUGUGGCGGUUGAUACCAUCUGCAGUCAGAACUGUGUGGCGGUUGACACCAUCUGUGGUCAGAACUGUGUGGCGGCUCACACCAUCUGUACGUGAUCAGAACUGUGUGGCGGCUCACACCAUCUGUGGUCAGAUCUUUGAUCUUGAGCUGUUUGCACCACAAAAAUGACAAGAGAAGACAUCCUUUGUGCGGAAUUUUGCAAUGAUGUGACGUCACCUGAUUGGUAAUAACAAAGGCACCACCAUGCCAACAGCCCGGCUCCCUCUGGCGGCAGUUAUUUUAACAAUUCUUGACGUUGCCUUCUCCGUGCCGCCGCGGUUCUACAAACGUCCCGAAUUUCCGUCGUUACCAAUCAUCGUAGGCCAUGAGGUGAAGUUGGACUGUUUCCUCAUCUCUGGCGUAAACUUCACCAUGACGUGGACAAAAAAUAACAGGACCAUCGAGAAAUCGUCAAACAUUGUCUUCAAUUAUAAAAACCAAGAACUGCUAAUUAGGAGGGCAGUUCUGGCGGAUACUGGGACCUAUGAAUGCAAAGCGUCUAACGCGGAAGGAUCUGUGCACCACAAGCAGUUCAUAAAGGUCAAAGACGAACGGACAAGUCGUCCCGUAGUUACAGACACUUUACCGCCAGGGGGCGUUGCAAAAGUGCGGUUGGGUACGUCUCUCAACAUCAGCUGUACAUUUUCUUCUGAUGACAGUUGUUUACAGCAAACAAUGUAUUGGCUCAAGGGUGGCCGAUAUGUAAACGAGACAGACCGAAUCACGUGGUUGCCUUCGAACGGCUGUGAGAAAGGACUCCAGAGGCUGGCGCUUUCGGUAGUGAAGGUCAGGAGAUCCGAUCUAGGGAAAUAUCAGUGUUACGGCGAGAAUCAGUUCGGCAAUGACUCAAGGGAGAUCACUCUCAUGGAAUUCAUCCCCACGCAACAGGAUUUGGGACGAACGAAACUAAUAAUCAUAAUAGGCAGCGUUAGCGGCUUGGGUGUGGUAAUCGUGGUGACCUUGGUCAUCUAUCGAGUCUAUCGACACAAAUCUAAGGACUACGAUCAUUUAGAAUGGGAAGAGCCAGACCUCCGCCACUAUGAAUUUCCCAACUACGAGAUGGAGUUUGACGCCUUCAUAUCCUACAGCAGUGACGAUGAGGAAUGGGUGAAGCACAUCUUGUUUAAACGUCUUAGAAACGAUGGUUAUAACAUCUGCGUGGAUUUCAAGGACUUUACUCCAGGAAUGCCUAUCGCCGAAAACAUUAUGGACGCUAUCUACAAGAGUAAAAGAACUUUGAUCGUCAUGUCUGAACAUUUCCUCAAGUCUAUGUGGGGACAGUUUGAACUACAGCAGGCCCACAACAGGGCUGUUGCAAAGAAAGAAGAUGUGAUUAUUUUAAUGAAGCUGGAUAACUGUAAAGUACCGGCAAAACUGAUGGGAAAGACGUUCCUUGAUUGGGCAGACUUAAACGUAAAACCUCACUUCUGGGAACGACUGAAGGACGCCAUUGGUCGACCUGGGGACUUCCCUAAACGUCAGCUAGUAGGAAACCAGGGCGAUGAUAAAGAGGAGCCAAUCGAAAACCCUGAUAAAAAAGAUGUGGCGGAUGUGGCGAACAUCGUGAUAGAGCCAGAGGAGAAAAUGGUUGAAACUGACAGAGAUCUUCUUGACGAUCCACCCGACAACAAACCGGAAGGACAACUGAUUGACCCUAAUUUAGCUAACGUUGACCAACAUGUCAUUGUAAAGAAAGCCGCGAGGGCUUGUCGCUUGCAAUGAUGACUCGUUCGUUGCCAUACAAAUCCAUCUGAUUUCUCCCUUGGGGUCUGAUUAGCAAAAGGUUUUGCUCACUGUUCCCUAUAUACAUGUAUGUUAAAUAAGUGCGACUUCAGGGAGAAGUUUAACAUUGCCUGCAUAUAACGAGGGUAUUGUUUUUGGAUUAUAAUGGGCGAUGCGAAUGGCUCAACAAAGGCACAGGACUGAGCUUAGCAAAACUGCUGAUACUUUGCUACUUUGCAUUAAAA